Molecule: messenger RNA, 1868 nt
Organism: Solea senegalensis (Senegalese sole)
Lineage: Eukaryota; Metazoa; Chordata; Actinopteri; Pleuronectiformes; Soleidae
Gene: rax
Product: retinal homeobox gene 3
Exons: 3
Coding region: 607-1557 (316 amino acids)
Biological process (GO): positive regulation of transcription by RNA polymerase II
Molecular function (GO): DNA-binding transcription factor activity, RNA polymerase II-specific; RNA polymerase II cis-regulatory region sequence-specific DNA binding
Source: RefSeq, a predicted model, not a curated record
UUCUUUGGGUCAACAAAUUAUUCCUCAACUAAAUUAAAAUUUUGGGCAACAAUUUGUUGACACUUAAGCUGUCAUCUUGCAAUCCAUGUUCUGAUCAUAAAUCUUGGAAUUAUGAUUUUGUUGUACCUUAAUCUGUUUGCCUAAUCUUCCUCUUCUUUUUUGAAGACAGACUGACAUGACAUGACAUCUGGAGGAGUGGAAAGAUGGUUUUAAGAUUUAUGUAAGAUGGUUAAGAGCCAGCAGCGACUGACUGAUGCACUUGAGAGUGAGAGGAGACGGUGCGCGGCUGCACAAUCUAAACCCCUAAAUCCAGCGAGGCCAAAUCGAAAAGGACGUCCUCUCUCUGACGUGCAGCACGAGCAGGGGGUCGCGCAGGGGGCGCUACUUUAAAAAGCCCCUUCUGAAGAUGCUCCAUAAGCACAGGGCAGGACGGAUGUAUCGGGUGUUCUCCAUCAUCCCCCAGGCUGUAAUUUGAAAUCUACAACUUUAUCAAACACGAUAAAACCCCCGCACAUUCAUUUGGACAGAAGUUGUUGUGAUUUUUUGAUUUUUUUUUACCAUCUUUUUAUUCUUUCUUUUUUCUUUUUUUUUUUACUUCAACGACAAAUGUGGCUUCUUGGAUCAACCUCCCAAGUCAUGAUGAUGGAUGAGCGCCUGUCUGCUUCCGCAGGUUCGCUCCAGAGUCACGGGAACAACCCGUCCACGGUCCACAGCAUCGAGGCUAUACUGGGAGUUAAAGAGGACACCAUCUUCCACAAGUCAGCCUCAGCCUACAGCAUGAGCGGAAAAGUUCUGCAGCUCAAAGAUGCGGAGCGCAACGGGAACGUGAUCACGGCUUCAGUGAAGAAAAGUCUGUACUCGGACAGUUUUGACAGUGAGUGUUGUGCCGGCGGCGCCGCUGACGCGUCAGUGUGCCCGGACUCGCCGGACAGAGACGACGGCAAACUGUCCGACGACGAAAACCCCAAAAAGAAACACCGACGGAACCGAACCACGUUUACCACCUUCCAACUGCACGAGCUGGAAAGAGCGUUCGAGAAGUCCCACUAUCCGGACGUGUACAGCAGGGAGGAGCUGGCGAUGAAAGUCAAUCUACCGGAGGUCCGAGUGCAGGUGUGGUUCCAAAACCGACGGGCCAAGUGGCGUCGGCAGGAGAAGCUGGAGGUGAGUUCCAUCAAGCUCCAGGACACCUCAUCCUCUCUGCUCUCGUUGAGCCGCUCUCCCACUAGCACGCUGAGCUCUGGUCUGCAGUUGGACCCCUGGCUCUCCACUCCCAUCACCAGCUCCACUUCCCUGCAGUCCCUCCCGGGAUUCAUCAGCAGCUCUCAGGGUCUCCCGGGAGCCUACACCCCUUCCCCUCCGUCCUCCAUGCCCUCAUUGCCAGCCUCCUUUCUCAGCUGCCCAGCUCUGGGACAGAGUCCUCACCUGCCCCACAUCAGCUCUAUGUGCCCCACACCGCCUGCAUACCAGUGCUCUGCUGAUCCAAGGAACUCUAGUAUUGCCUCACUGAGGAUGAAGGCGAAGGAGCACAUCCAGUCUAUUGGGAAGACGUGGUGAUGCUGCGGACGUCAGAAAUGGACAUUACUGCUUCUUUUGGAAAACUGACUUCCUCUUCCUGAUGACAGGGUUUUUAUGAAAAGUGAGGAGCACAGUUUCCAUCUAGGAUUACAGACAUUGUUGACCCUCUGAAAAGUUUUGACACAUAAUGAAGUUACUGUACAACUUACAAUUCCUAAUGUGUUUUUCCUUCUCCUUUAUCUUCUCUGCAACCGACACCACUGUUAACCUUUUGUGUUUAUUCAGACCAGCUUUGUUCUCACCUGCUGUUUAGUUGCCAAUAUAUGACAAAUACAGAAUUACAGAUUCCA